Sorghum bicolor (sorghum) is the source of this 1456-nucleotide messenger RNA. RefSeq names its product fasciclin-like arabinogalactan protein 7. The transcript has 2 exons. The record is from RefSeq and is a predicted model, not a curated record. Lineage: Eukaryota; Viridiplantae; Streptophyta; Magnoliopsida; Poales; Poaceae. The coding region runs from base 406 to 1218 and encodes 270 amino acids.
UUUUGGCUCUUUAUAGAUAGGUAUAGAUAUAUUGCAUUGCAGACGUGUCGAUUCGUUUUGUACCGUAAAAAUCUCAACACGUUCGACGCCUCAUCUCCUUGUCAAAAAAAAAAAAGACGCCUCAUCUGGCUCUCCAGUCUCCAGUGCUACACAUUUAAUUUCUCAGCUCUCAAGGCACAAUGGAUCGUGUGCCAGUUGACACAGUCCUGCGUCCUCUGAGCCACUGGAAAAAUAGGAAACGAGAGCUGACAGCUCGCACAAAUGUCGCAUCUCAGCGAUCAGCGUCUCCCCCCCGCGCCCGUGAACUCGCAAAAUAGCCGGCAGUAGUUCACCGUGAACUCGCCGGCCUCCGGUCUUGCCUACGGCACUGCUGAUCUUCUUGCACGCUUGCACUGCAACACAACAAUGAAGUGCGGCGUCGCGUUGCUCGCGGCCGUGGUGAUGUCGGUGUCUGCGCUGCACCACGCCGGCGCGCAUCGGCCGCUCGUCAAGCCGUCCCCGGCGACGACGACGAGGACCGACGCACGGCCACCUGCCCGACAGGUCGCCAAGCGCGCCAACCUCACGGCGAUCCUGACCCUGGACGGGCCCUUCCGCGCCUUCCUCAGCUACCUGCAGGAGACCAACCUCGUGGAAGUGUUCGAGAGCCAGGCGUACCUGACGGACCAGGGCAUCACCAUCUUCGUCCCCGUCGACACGGCCUUCGACGCCGUCAAGCCGCCGGGGCUGUCGGAACUGUCGGUGCAGGAGCUGAAGAACCUGAUGAUGUACCACUCGCUGCCGAAGCACUACGAGCUGGCGGACUUCGAGCGGCUGAGCCACACCAGGCCGGUGACGACGCUCGCCGGCGGGAUGUACACGGUGAACGUGACGUACGACGAGGGCACCGUCCACGUGCACUCCAAGUGGGCCCACGCAAAGAUCGUCGGGAGCGUGUCCGUGGACGCGCCCAUGGCGAUAUACGAGCUCGACCGGGUGCUGCUCCCGGACGCGCUCUUCCAUGCCCAGCCGCCAGUCGCGGACCUGCCGGCCGCGCCACCUCCGAGCGAAGAGGACGCCGGCGAGCCCGAACCGGUUGUAACCACGCAGUUCGGUUCGCCGGUAGCGGUGGACGCCCCUGUCUCGUCGGCGGGCGCCGGAGACGACGAUGGUCGGUUCUUCGCGUGCUAUGCGGCCGCCGCGGCUCUCGGCAUAGUAAUGGCGCUGGUUGCAUUGUGAAUAACCGUGAAGCCUUGAUGUCGUCGGAUUCACCUCAAUCCACAUAUGUUGAAAUUUACCAACAUACGUGGAUUGAUGCGAAUCCAACUAUAUCCCAACAAGGCCUGAUAGAGGUGCUUCUUUAAUUAGUGCGAGAGUAGAAUGUUUGUCACCGGUAGGUGUAGAGUUUGUUACAUGUGAUAAACGGUGGCUGAUGGAAAGGAUUAAUUAUAUUGGAUCGUCAUUUCGCGAAAGCAUA